AUGCAAGUAUCGGAUAGUGAACAGUGUGUUGGCAGGAAGCAGAGCGCUAGCGAUCUACAAAGUCGACUGAAGACUCGUAAGUUGUUGGGCGUCGGUGAAUUGGUUGGCGACAAUGGAGACAUCUAUCGUUCAAAGAUCUCACAGUUACUCGGUAUUAAUGAGAGUCUAUACGUGCGUCUCCCACGAGGACUUCUCCAUUGGAAUACGGCGAUUACGAUUUAUAUAUAUAUGUCCGGUAUCGUGUGCCUCGUAGCACCCGCAUUUGGUAGCUAUAUAGAAUUUGGCUACUCACCUCCACCCGAAGAAAUGUUAAGUGUUCGAAUGUAUGGCGCGGCGAUGUUCGCAUUUGGCUUGCUGUUCCGUGGAUUGUUAGUGCUAAAGGACGCACGAUCGGAAAUCUCAACGUUACUGCUCUCGUGUGCAACACUCUUUUCGCUGCAGUUUACAGUUGCUCUCCUACAUGGGCAUCUCAACUUUGUGCUGGCAGGCUUUCGAGCUGCAGGAAUAAUUGGCAGUCUUGUCUAUCAGUCGCUGCUCGAUACUCAGGUUCGCUGCUUAUUUUAG
This is a messenger RNA of Anisakis simplex (herring worm), 564 nucleotides long. NCBI's taxonomy places the organism in Eukaryota, Metazoa, Nematoda, Chromadorea, Rhabditida, Anisakidae. The record is from the annotation of a GenBank genome assembly.